This is a messenger RNA of Leptopilina boulardi, 2704 nucleotides long. RefSeq lists its product as uncharacterized. The transcript has 6 exons. NCBI's taxonomy places the organism in Eukaryota, Metazoa, Arthropoda, Insecta, Hymenoptera, Figitidae. Bases 136 to 2634 code for a protein of 832 amino acids. Gene Ontology annotation, molecular function: nucleotidyltransferase activity. Gene Ontology annotation, biological process: RNA 3'-end processing. The record is from RefSeq and is a predicted model, not a curated record.
UGAAACUAUUAUUUACAAUUUUUUUUGUGUUGUGAUUUUUGAAUGUCGAUUUGUUUAAAAUAAUAUUUAUUUCAUAUAAAUGAUAUAAAAAAAGAAAAAUUCUGUGAGGAAUUUAUUGUAAAAAUCUUUUUAAAAAUGACAAAAGUUUGUGACAUUUGUCAAAUUUCAUUCCCUAAGGAACAUGCAUUUAAAGGGCAUUUGUCAGGAAAAAAUCAUGUAAUAAAAAUGUUAACUGAACAAAUUGAUGACAAUAUUGAACUUAAUAAUUUACUGACAAUAUUAAAGGAGAAUAAAAAUUUUGAGAGUCAGUUAAAUUCAUUUUUAAAAAUAGUUACACCACAUGGCGAUGUUAAUGGUUCCUAUAAACGUAUUUGUUUACGUUUAAAUAAAUUAUUUCGAAAAUCAUUUCCAAUGUGUAAAUUAUUUAGAAUUGGUUCAACAUUAACUGGAUUGUGCUUAAAAAAUGAUCAUUUGAAAAUAUAUAUAAAUAUAGGUGAAACAAUUAAUUUGAAUGAAAAUGUUUCCUCUGAUUUAACACUUAAAAAAUUCUUUUCAACGGCAAAAAGUCUUUUAUAUCGUUACACACCAUUAUAUUGCGAUGUUAAAUUAUUUUCAAAAGUGCCAAAAAUUAAAUUUGUUGAUAAAGAAACAAAAAUCACUUGUGAAUUACAUUUUAGCAAUGGUUUAAGUGUUUUUAAUAGUCAAUUAAUAAAACAUUAUAUAUCAAUGGAUAAUCGCAUUAAACCAUUGAUGAUGAUUAUUAAAUAUUGGACGAGAAUUUGUGGAUUUUCAACAGAAUAUAUUUAUAUGGUUAAAUCAUCGGGAUUAUUUAUAACAACUUAUGCAUUGUCAUUAUUAUUAAUAUUUUAUUUACAACAAUCAUUUGUUGAUUUGGUGCCUUCAAUAUUAAAAUUACAAGAAAAUUGUGAUUCACAAAUUAUUGCCAAUUGGCAAGUGAAUUUCAAUGAAAAUAUUCAUUAUUUAUCAUCAGAAAAAAAUACAAGUUCUAUUGUUGAAUUGCUUUGUGGCUUUUUUCAAUUUUAUGCUAAAUUUGAUUUUCAAAAAUUUGUCAUUUGUCCAAUUGAUGGUCAUGCACAUGCAAAGGAAUUAUUUAAAAAUAUUGAUAAUCUACCAGAAUCAAUGAAAAGGUAUAAGGAAUAUAUUAAAGAUAAUGAUGAUCUUCUCUUUGAUAUUAAAAAAUCAUUAUGCAUUCAAGAUCCAAUUGAAUUGAAUAAAAAUUGCACAAAUGAUAUUUCCAGUGAAUUUGUUAAAUCAUUUCAAGAACAUGUUUCAGUGGCAGCGGAAAUUUGUGCUGAAAAUUUACAGAAUUCAACAAAUUUGCUUGUAAAUUUAUUUAAUAGUAAACCAAUGAAAAGAAAUAAUUCUACACUACUAAGUGUUACGACAAAAACAUCAUUGAUUAGUGAAAAAAAGAAUGUAAAACCAAUGAAAAAUCGUAAAAUAAAAUAUAAAAGAUUAAAACAUAAUAUGCAAAAGAAUGAAAAUUUUGAAGAUCAAUUGAAAUUAUUUUUAAAUGAAAUGACAUUAAAAGAUGAUGUAAAAGAAGCUCUCUAUGAACCUAUUUUGGAGCAAUUAAAUCAAUUGUUUCAAAAGUCUUUUCCAAUGUGUAAAAUACAUCAAUUAGGCUCAAUAAUGAAUGGAUUAUGUUUUAAAAAAUCUGAUUUGGAUGUAUAUUUAAAUAUAGUUGAAACAAUCAGUUUGAAUGAAAAAAAUACACUACCAAGUGUUUUAACAUUUCGAAAAAUAUCAUCAAUUGCAUUAAUGCAAUUACUUGAAAGUAGUUAUUCAUAUAGAAAAAUUGUCUCAGUUUUAAAAGGAAAAAUGCCAAUUAUUAAAUUUACCGAUAAAAAGACAAAAAUCACUUGUGAAUUAUCAUUUAAAAAUCAAAUAUGCAUUUACAAUAGUCAUUUGAUAAAAUAUUAUUUAUCAAUUGAUACACGCCUUAAAUUAUUAAUAAUGAUUGUUAAAUUUUGGGCAAAACUUUGUGGAUUUAAAAUUGCAAAAAUAACAAAUUAUUCAUUAAUAUGGUUAUGCAUAUUUUAUUUACAACAAUCAAAUGUUAAUAUUGUGCCUUCGGUAAUAAAAUUAAAAAAUGAUAUUAAUCCUGAAAUAAUUGAUGGAUGGCAAGUGAAUUUCAAUGAAACAAUUAAAUAUCCAUCAUUUAAUUAUAAAACAAUUCCUGAAUUACUUUGUGGAUUUUUUGAAUUUUAUGCAUAUUUUGAUUUUGAACAAUUUGUCAUUUGUCCAAUUGAUGGUUAUGCACAUCCAAAGGAGAUUUUUAAAAAUGUGAAUAUUUUACCCGAAAGCAUGAACAGGUACGUUGAGUACGUGAAAAAUACAAAAAAUCCAAUUCCAUUGAAUGUGGAAACAACAUUUUGCCUUCAGGAUCCAAUUGAAUUGAAUGUCAAUUGCACUUUUACUACACCUGAUUAUUUUUUAAAUGUCUUUCGAAAGCAUAUGUCGAUUGCGGCAAACAUUUGUUCAUCAUCACUUGAAAAUAAUUGUUCUAAUUUAUUGUUACAUCUAUUUGAAACAGUAAAGUAUAUCAACAAGAAGGAAACAAAAAAAGUUGAGCGAACAAUUAACAGUGAUAGCAGUGAUUCUUCAAGUUAAUCGACAAUUAUUCAAUCUAUUUUUUUAUGAAAUAAACACAUUUUUUUUAGAAAUGUAUUUUUCUAUAAAA